Molecule: messenger RNA, 9788 nt
Organism: Sebastes umbrosus (honeycomb rockfish)
Lineage: Eukaryota; Metazoa; Chordata; Actinopteri; Perciformes; Sebastidae
Exons: 36
Coding region: 347-8080 (2577 amino acids)
Cellular component (GO): plasma membrane; cytoskeleton
Molecular function (GO): structural molecule activity; actin binding
Source: RefSeq, a predicted model, not a curated record
CAAAUAUGUGGUGCAUAGUAGUAGAAACCUGCAGAUUUGAACGCAUGUGGAUCACUGUAGUGUUUUUAAUGUUACAUGUCUGCACAUAUUUGAACAUAGCUUUAUUUCUAGUGCAGUUUAUGUGUCCCAUCUCCUGCAGCAUGCAUGGUUGUGAGGAGUGCUGCUCGGUGCUCCUUCAGUCAGACUCCACCCCUUUACGAGCAUCGGACACCUUCAGCACAACAAAGCAUGUGUCGCUCCGCAACAUUGUUUCUCCUGUGAACGUGCGGAAUAUAGGGAUUUUUGUCGGAUUUUUUGGUGCUGUUUGCUUCUCCACAUUGAUGCUAAUCCUAGAGUAGUGGCUACCAUGACAACAGAGGCAAGUGCAGUGAACGAGGCGGACACAGAGGGCAAGCAGAAGGCCAGCGGCGCCGAGCCCAAACCCGAACCGGAGAACAAGCAGAAGCCUGAGGCGGCAGCGGCCGAGCCGGAGGGGGAACCGUCGAGCAAGAAGGCCCAGGAGCAGGCCUCUGAGCCUGGGCCUGCUGAUGUAGCUACCUCCCCCGAGGAGGAGCAGCUGAAACCUCGUACCCGGACCUCUGCUGGCAAAGGCCUGUCUCGCCUCUUCUCCUCUUUCCUCAAACGCCGCUCACAGUGCUCCGAGGAAGAGGGGUUCGAGGCAGAGAAAGCCAGGGAGGAGAAGGCAGAUAAAGAGGAAAAAGCUGACAAGGCAGAAGAGGAGAAGGUGGAAGAGGUGAAACCUGAAGAGAAGGAGGCUAAAGCAGAGGAGGAAAAAGUAGAGGUAAAAGAAGUGAAAAAGAAGGAAGAAAAAGAACCAAAAGAGGAGAAAGAGGAAGAAAAGGUUGAGAAGAGGGGCAGUAAAAAGAAAAAGAAAGAAGCCAAGAAGAAAGUUGAGAAAAAAGAUGAGGAGAAGGUGAAAAACGACGAGGAGAAAAAAGAAGAGGAAAAGGUGAAAAAGAAAGAGGAGCAAAAGGAGGAGGAGAAAGCACAGCAGACUGUAGAAAAGAAGGAAGAAAAAUUGGAGACAAAAGAAGAAACACAGAAGGAGACUGCUGAAGUUAAAGAGAAGGGGGCAGAAGCUGUGAAGAAAGAGACUAAAGACGAGGAAAGAGUUGACAAGAGGGUUACAAAGAAAAAAGAAAAGGAGGAUAAGAUAAAGAAGAAGGAAGAGGAGAAGGCAAAGAGGAAAGCAGAGGAAGACGAAAGAGUAAAGAAGAGAGAAGAAGAGAAAGCAAAGAAGAAAGAGGAAGAAAAGGCGAGAGAGGCCGAAAAAACAAAGAAGAAAGAAGAGGAGAAGACCAAGAAGGAGGAGGAGAAAACAAAAGAGGAGAAGGCUAAAAAGAAAGAAGAAGAGAAACCAAAAGAGGAGUUAAAAAAGAAAGAGGAGGACAAGGCGAAAGAAGAGGUAAAGAAGAAGGAGGAGGAAAAGCCAGAAGAAAAACAGAAGAAGGAAGAGGAAAAAGGGAAGAAAAAAGAGAAGGGAAAGAACAAAGGGAAGAAGGAGGUGAAAGGGCCAAGUGAGGAGCAGGUGAAAGCACCGAUUGCAGCUCCAGAGCCUGAACUUAAAACUGAGCCAGACGCUGAACAGGCUCCAGAUCAGCACUCGAUAAGCAGCGGAGAGACACAGCAGGCUCAAGAGGAAAACAAGGAAGAAGCUGCGAUAAAGGAGGAGCCUGAAGUCGUGGAAGAAGUGAAGAAGGAGGACACGGAGAAAAAGGAGGAAGAACCAGCAGAACAGGAGAAAGAAGCCAAAGGAGAGGAGAAGGCGAAGGCAAAGGAGGAGGCAAAGAAGGAGAAGCCUGUGAAAGAAAAGAAGACAGAGAAGAAGACAGAGAAGAAGACAGAGAAGAAGACGGAGAAGAAGGCAGAGAAGAACACGGAGAAGAAGACAGAGAAGAAGACAGAGAAGAAGACAGAGAAGAAGGCAGAAGAGGCAGAGGCAGAGGAAGCGAAAGGCUCCAAACGUCAGAAAACCAUGCAAUGCAAAGUCACCUUACUGGACGACACUCAGUUUGAGUGUGAGCUUGAUAAACACGCUAAAGUCCAAGACCUUCUAACAAAGGUGUGCGACCAUGUCAACCUGCUGGAGAGAGAUUACUUUGGCCUCACUACCCAGGAAUCCUCAACCAACAAAACAUGGAUGGAAUCCACCAAAGAGAUCAGGAAACAGGUUUCAGGUGCUGUGUAUGAGUUUGUAUUCGGCGUGAAGUUCUACCCUCCUGAUCCAGCACAGCUCACCGAAGACCUCACCAGGUACUUUCUAUGUCUGCAGCUGAGGAAGGACAUUAUGCAUGGUGUUCUUCCAUGUUCCUUUGUCACUCUGUCCCUGCUGGGCUCCUAUACGGCCCAGUCAGAGCUCGGAGAGUACGACCCAGAGCUCCACGGGACAGAUUAUGUGAAGGAUCUGAGUUUGGCCCCCGGACAGAGCAAAGAGCUGGAGGACAAGGUGAUGGAGCUGCACCGUACAUACAGGUCAAUGAGUCCGGCCCAGGCAGACAUGUCGUUUCUGGAAAAUGCCAAGAAACUCGCCAUGUAUGGAGUUGACCUGCACCAUGCUAAGGAUCUCGAUGGUGUCGACAUCACGCUGGGGGUCUGCUCUAGUGGUUUGAUGGUUUACAAGGACAAGCUGAGGAUCAACCGUUUCCCGUGGCCCAAAGUGCUCAAGAUCUCUUACAAACGCAGCAGCUUCUUUAUUAAAAUCAGGCCGUCGGAGCAAGAGCAGUAUGAAAGCACAAUUGGCUUUAAACUGCCCAACUACAAAGCCUCGAAGAAGCUGUGGAAAGUUUGCGUUGAACACCAUACCUUCUUCAGGGUUCCAACAGUAGAGCCGCCCUCAUCACGGCGCUUCCUCAUCUUGGGCUCCAAGUUCCGGUACAGCGGGCGCACUCAGGCCCAAACCCGCCAGGCCAGCUCCAUGAUUGACCGCCCGGCCCCUCGCUUCACGCGCUCUGCAAGCAAGAGGCUGUCCCGUAACCUAGAUGGAGCUGGAGAUGAAACUCUCCAGUUCCUGCAAGGACUCUCAGCAUCAACCAGGUCUGAGGUUGAUGAUUGGUCGCUGAUGCUGACGUCUGACAAACCCCAGCCCUCUCCUGAAUUCACAGCCAGAGGGGAGUCUGAGCACAUGUUCAUUGAGUCCGGGGAGGAAGGGCAGUCCGUUCACACAGUCGCAGAAACCUGGCAGGAAACUGAGACUGGGCAGACUGGCUCUCAAACCAUCACCCAGACAGUCAGUGAACCGUGGCAGGAGCUGGCGUCUGAUGAACAAAAGCAGAGGAGCAAAGAGGACGAGUGGUCUGCCGUGCUCCAUCGUCAUCCUCCUUUUCCCUUUGUCCCACCUUUCGAUUUUGUGAAACAGCCAGCUAAGCUCAGCUUGGCAAAAAUUAGGGCUUUGGACCGACUAUUGCGACCAGAUCUGACACAACAAGAUGAUUGGUUCCUUUACUUUGACCCACUCUUCAGCCUGUCCUCGCUUGAGAGUGCUGACAAACCAUUGUCUCCCCUAGCUCAGUUCCAGCUCCAGGAGGAGGAUGAGCAGGGCAGUCGUGUGGCAGAGCAGGAACUGUCCAGUGAGAAGGUCAUUGAGAGGUUGCAGGAAACCGUGAUGUUGGUAGACAAGCUGAAAGAGAAAAAUGUUUUGGAAAGGAGGCUUAGAGAAGUUAGGGAUUUUGAGGAUAGACUCCAAGACAUGGAUGAGAUGGCAGAGCGGCUUCAGGAUGUAAUAGAACAGGAAUUGGGUAAGGAAGAGGUAGAUAAGUUGAGGGAAGAAGAUGGAGAUUCGGAGCAGGGAAGACAAAUACAAGCAGAACGUAUAGUAAAAACCGUCUUAAGGAAAUCUGUGAGUAAAAUAGAGACAAAAGAGGAUGAAGUGGACGAAUUGGAAGAGCAGAUAAAGGAGGUGUUUUUAAAAGGCUUGUUGCCUGAAGAGGAAGAGGUUGAGGUGAAGCAGGAGACUGAAAAAGAGGUGACAGACGACAGUGUGCUUGAUGACAGCUUGAGAGAGAAGCUACGCCAGAUAGAAAAGGAAUGGCGAGACGAGGUGGAGGACAAGUUGAAAUCUUUAUCUUCAGAUGUCACUUCAUCUAUAGUUGCAUACCAGGUGGAGCGUAGGACUAAGAAGAGAGUGACCAUUGUAGAAGAGAGAGGGCGGACGCAGGAAGAAAUGGAAGAUGUGCAGGUACAGCGUGUUGUGAUGUCAGAGGAGAGGAUAGAAAAAGAGAUGACAUGGCGUAAGACAGAAACACUGGAGGAGAUAACUGAGGGAGAAGUUACAGAGAGGCUUCAGACUGAGGAUCAAUCUCAGGGGCCAGAUGAGGAUAUCUGGUUCAUACUUUUUGACCGCCCUCCAUACAAAGCUGUUUUCAAACCACCAGUUACUACUGUGGAACGGGCUGAGGUGGAUGAAGGCGAGUAUUUCACCUCAGAGACUGAGAUUACAACAAUUGAGGAGAAAACGGAGAUUAUAGUAGAAGAGAGAAAAAUAAGAGACGAGGAAGUGUGGCGUAUACCAGAGAUCUCACCACCGCAGACCAUCAUGGAAAGAGAUGAUGACUGGUUUGUGUUGCUGGAUGUUGUUCCCAAAGAAACGCCUUAUGUGCCACCAGUUACCUUGGAUGGAAGAGACCAGAUUGGGGCAGAAAGUUUUGUCUCUGUGGUUGAAACUGCAGCCGAGGAGGAGGAGAUUAGAGAAGUAGUAUCUGAAGAGAGAAAGAUAAUAGAAGAGGCACCAAGACAUCUACAAGAAAUCCCACAAAUGCCAGUGACCGACAGGGAUGAUGACUGGUUUGAGUUGCUGGAUGUUGUUCCCAGAGAAACAUCUUAUGUACCACCAGUUACCUCGAAGGCAGGAGACCAGAUUGGUGCAGAAAGUUUUGUCUCUGUGGUUGGAACUGCAGCCGAGGAGGAGGAAGAGGAGGAGGAGGAGGAGAUUAGAGAAGUUGUAUCUGAAGAGAGAAAGAUAAUAGAAGAGGCGCCAAGAUAUCUACAAGAAAUCCCACAAAUGCCAGUGACCGACAGGGAUGAUGACUGGUUUGUAUUGCUGGAUGUUGUUCCCAGAGAAACAUCUUAUGUACCACCAGUUACCUUGAAGGGAAGAGACCAGAUUGGUGCAGAAAGUUUUGUCUCUGUGAUUGAAACUGCAGCCGAGGAGGAGGAGAUUAGAGAAGUUGUAUCUGAAGAGAGAAAGAUAAUAGAAGAGGCACCAAGACAUCUACAAGAAAUCCCACAAAUGCCAGUGACCGACAGGGAUGAUGACUGGUUUGUGUUGCUGGAUGUUGUUCCCAGAGAAACAUCUUAUGUACCACCAGUUGCUGUUGCAGAGCGUGUUGAAGUGUCCCCAGAAGAACGUGUCUCUCUGGUUAAAAUAACAGUUGUUGAAGUGAGAGAAAAAAGAGUGGAGAUUAUGGCUCCUGUGCUGAGUGAAAAGCAGGUAGAAGCACUGCCACAGGCUGUGAGAGAAAUAGAGGAUGACUGGUUUGUGCUGCUGGAUGUCCCCACUAGAGAACCAUCAUAUGUGCCACCAGUUACCAUGGCUGAGUACGUUCAGGUUUAUCCUGAAGAAAGUGUCUCUACUGUGGUUGAAACAAUACCAGUAGAGUCCAGGAAGGAGGUCGUAGUUGAAGAGAUUGUGGUGCAGAAAGAGGACAGAGGACAGCAGAAAAUAUCGCAGCCAGUCAGAGAAAGAGAUGAUGACUGGUUUCUUCUGCUGGAUGUUGUUCCCAGAGGAGCUGCCUAUGUACCUCCAGUUUUUCUGGCAGCACCGAGUCAGAUUUAUCCAAGUGUUCAACCUCGACGAGUUGAAGUGAUAAGCGUAGAGCGGAAGUUGCAGCAGGUUGAUCUUGAACAGAUUAGACUGCAGCCUUCCCGGCCGCUGCCAGAGAGGGAUGAUGACUGGUUUGUGCUGUUUGAUGCUAUUCGUGAAGAGACAGUCGUACUACCAUCAGCUUCUUUGACUCCGUUUGUGCCAGUUACUGCUGUUGAGAUGAUUCCGGAUAUGAGGAAGACGUUUGAGGCAGAGGUGACCACCACAGAGACUAGAACGUGGAAGAAGAUGAUAAUUGGUGUGGAGAGCAGACAAGAUGAGACACGUCUGUCUGAAAUUAGACCUAGUCAAAUUGCAACGCCGUCAGAGAGAGAAGGAGGAGAUGAUUGGUUUACCCUGUUCGACAUCAUCCGCGAAAAGCCUGUUGUCAUACCACCAGUUGCUGUGGUUGAGCGUAUCUUGGAUGUGGUGGCAGCCACUGAACCAAAACCUAAAUUCAUCAUGGAAGACGUGAGGCCCGCUGUGAAAUCGGUGGUUAAACCGUCACAGCCGAGACCGGUGGAUGAUGACUGGUUUGCGCUGCUAGAUGUUGCAGCAAAAAUAAAACCAGCGGCUGUGGACGAACGUAUUCGUACGCAUCCUGAAGUAAGACCAGCUAAAGAGUUUGCAGCCGUAGAGCAGAAAGCACAGCGGAGAGUUACUAUAGUGGAGGAGACGUGGCCGCAGGAGAAGGUGGUACAGCAGAAACCACGUCCAGCAGUGAGAGAGGUGGAAGAUGAUUGGUUUAUUCUUCUGGAUGUGGUCACUAAGAAAUCAGUCGCUGUCCCUGAACGCAUCCAGUUCCCAGCAGAGAUGAGAGUUCCAGCUGCUGUGGCCCAAGCAAGGAUUGCUAUUCCCGAGAGGAGACCACAGUUUGAGGAACGGAUCCUGGAGGAAAGACGUCCAGUCACACAAACACAUGUCGAUGAUGAUUGGUUUGUUCUACUAGAUGUUGGCCUCAAGGAGUCAGUGGUGAGCACACAGAGGGGCACCCGUCCCGUCAGUGCUCCGGUCUUCUCCCAGGCGGCUCUGGCUGAGGCCGGGAUCCCCAUGGCCCUCCUCGAUCAGCCCCAGACCUCUACUCCAAUCAAGACCAGCCGCCAGGACGAGAGAAAGCUGGAGGUCACUGUAGAAGCUGUGGAGCCCUCAAGAAUCGAAGCUGGGGUCAAGCCAGCAGUGUGGAGGGACCAGAGAGAAGUAAACUCUUCACUGAUAUCCACCAUCAAUGGGGACAUUCAGCACGAGUCUGAGGUGACGAGCUCGGAGGUGGUGCGAAUGCGAAAGAAAAGAGCUAAGAAAAUUGAGGGUGACUCAAUUUAUAUGAGACAUAGCCUUUUAAUGUUGGAGGAGUUCGAUAAGCCUCAGGAGGACCUGCUCAGGCACCAUGCCAACAUCAGUGAGCUGAAGAGGAACUUCAUGGAAACCGCCCCGGAGACCAGACCCAGCGAGUGGGACAAGCGCCUGUCCACGCACUCUCCGUUCCGCACCCUGGGCAUCAAUGGUCAGCCUCUGCCCAGUGCAGAUGGGAGGGUGUGCAUUAGUCUCUUUUGCAAUGGUUCAGAGACAAAGACUGCACACGAGGAAACCAGCAGCAGUUGGGGCUUUUCAGGCAUACCAAGUCCCACUGUGAGCCACAGGAGUGAGCCUGAUGGUGUCGAAGCCCACGGUGCUCCAGUUGAGGAACAGUCAUGUGAUCGGGAAGAGGUUGUAGUUUUGGAGACCUCUUUGGUGCCCGUUGUAGAGGUGAACAUGGCGCAGCUGCCUCCCUCCUUCGACCACUGCUUUAAAGCUUUAGAUGGGAUCCAGGAGGAAGAAGAAUCGUGUCCUGAACUGUCGGAGCACCCUGGAGAGAUAGUUGGAUCUUCUCCAGCUGCUUAUUUCAGGAGCGACGGUCCACAGGUCGUACGCUGCUUCCAGCCCCCUCUGGUGCAGACCAAGACAGUCACCAUCACAGCUGUCUCCACCUCCUUACCCAGUGGCAUCUCCACCACAGAAGUCCCUAUCGUCCAGACCAAGACCGUCAUCUAUGAGCCUUCAAAGGUGGCAGUUGAUGGGACAGAUGAAGACAAAGAUAACACAACUUCGGCCAGCUCCAAGAGCGUUACCUCAGAGACCACCAGUGGCACCACAGUCACCACCACUACCACUCACAUCUCAAAGGUAGUGAAAGGCGGAUCUUCGGAGACUCGUGUGGAGAAAAGAAUUGUCAUAACUGCAGACUCUGACAUCGACCAAGAUAAGCUCGCCGGGAAGAGAAUAGACACAGCUCCCAGAGACAGCUGAGGCCUGUACUACGAAGCAGGAUUUGGUGUUAUAGCGAGGAGAAAGACCGCGGAGCAUCAGCAUUGUAACUGAAUCACCACCUGCAUUUAUUCCUUUGACUCUCCACCUUCCGACACACACUGGCCAGCUCUAUCUACGCACACAUGUAUCCAAAAUGAAAUAUCUCAUAAAUCUGCACCUAAUUUGAUGGAUAACUGAGUAGAAUCAUCUUAGUAGAUCCUCUUUGUUUUUUUCAGUUGUAGGUAGAGGGCGGCUGCACAGUGCUUUUAUUGGUUAAAAAAAAACAGCAUUUUUCAGUUGAGUGAUCUCAGUUAUGUUUUGCUUUUAAAUGCUUUUAUUUCCCUAGUGGUUUUUACAUUGUUGAUUUUAUACAAAUGCACUGUUUCCAUUCUAGUUUAGACACCAUUAUCAGCAUUUAUUCCCUUGGUGCGGCUAGGGGAACGUUAAGACUACAUUCAAGGGAACCGUUUUUGUUGUUGUUGUUUACUUGUUUAUUUAAUUCAGGAGAGACAUUUUUUAAAAACGGAAAAUGACAUACCUCGCAUCAAUAUGUGAACAAAGAUAUUCUGUGCUCAAAUUCGGACAGUCGUUUGGCUUAGGUCACUGCUCAGGUACAAAAACUUAAAACAUCUUUUCUUCCCUAACCAGCCAAGAACCAGCAGCCUACACAUUAUUGUAAAGUUUGAAUUUUAAAAAAUGGAUCUAUUUUGAAAUAUUUCUCUAUUUUAUAGACUUGAUGCUUUUAUAGUAUUUGUACAAAUUUGAGGUUUUUAAGUUAUUCAUCCAUCUGCUCAUUAAAUUGUAGGUUACCAUUGUGCUGUUUACUGAAUUUUGAGGUCUCUACUUAAGACCAGUUUACCUGUCUUGCCUGACACUCUGAAUCAUUCUUAUUCGUUUCCUCUUGUAGUCCACCAAGUUUAUCAAACCUUUCACAAUUUCCACAUGUCAACGGAGUGCUUCCCUCGGCCCUAUGUUUUUGUUCAGUAGCAUAGAAGUCAUAAUUGCUUUGAAUAUAUUUGGUUGAUAAGAAAAGUUUUACAAGCUUCGGUCUGUUUAUCUCAGGUUUUGAUAUUCUUUAAGACUACAGACUUCCAUAUGAUUGUACGAGGAAUGUCCAUAUAUGUAUAUCCAUCCCUACUUUAAAUGUACAUUUAUGUUCAGCCAAGUGAGGUCAAUAAAUGCAAAGCUUGUCUGUCACAGUAAACCACACGUGUAAGAGGUGAAGGCAGCUGUCCCAGUGUACGUGGCUUUUCUCUCAUAGGAGCACAAGUUGUCUUUUUUACAUGUUCUACUAUACAGUAAUUUAUUUGUAAAGUAGGAACUGUCUCGUGUGAUUCGAUGUACUGUGAUGUUUCAACACAAGCUGGUUUCCAGGCUUCCACUAGAGAUGUCACAAUGUUAAAUAUUGCAUUAAUUAUCAACCAAGUUUGUAAAGCCUUUUUACCACAUAGUCUACAUAGAUUGCUUUCUCACUUGCUGUUUCCUGUGCUUUUCCAUAGAAGAGAAGAUGCUUAAAAUAUAAGAAUCCCUUUUUAGAUAGCAUGUUUGUUAGCAUUUUUUUUUUUUAAAACCCAAAAAGAAGCCAUUGGUAUUGUAGCUACAUGGACAACAACAGAAACCUCUCCUGGAAGAAAAAUGUAGAAUUUCACAUGAAGAAAAAUAGUUUUUAGACAAUGGAAAAUAUUGUUGCUUUGUGACUUCUCCCUGU